Molecule: messenger RNA, 2543 nt
Organism: Eurytemora carolleeae
Lineage: Eukaryota; Metazoa; Arthropoda; Copepoda; Calanoida; Temoridae
Product: PHD finger protein 10-like
Exons: 7
Coding region: 135-2543 (802 amino acids)
Source: RefSeq, a predicted model, not a curated record
GGAAUCCUGGCUACGUGUGAAUAUGUUCUCUGCAUUCUUCUUUCUUCCUGUCACCUUUGUUAUCAAGCUCAACUCGUGUUAAAUAUUUUUAUUGUUUUGUAUUUAUCUCAUUUCACAGACUUUUUCCAGAAAAUAUGGCCGAUACUGAGGUGGAUUCGGCGGUCGCCCCGGCCGCCGAUGCUGAUGGCCAUUCUUUGAAGGAGAAGGAGGAGAAGGAUAUUGUUGAGAGUUCAAAAACUGAAGAACCUGUUAAACCUGAGAUCAAACCUGAAGAAUCUGAAUCCAAACCAGAACCUAAACCAGAACCUAAACCAGAACCUGCACCUCUUAUAGUGCUCUCCACUCUGUCUGGAGCAGAGAAAUCCUCAUCUCAGGAAGUUGAGGCGGUAGUAGCAGCUAAACAAGCUGAAGACACAAAACCCACUGUUGAACCAUCCGCCGCAAAAGAAGAAUCGGUGAAAGAUGAUGCUGAGAGUGAGGAGAGUGAAAGUGAUGAUGAUGAUGAAGAGGCUGAAGAUGAGGAUGAUGAAGAGGAUGAACCACCCCAGAAAACUGUUCGAACUCCCGCCAAAACCCCGGCCAGAAAAGCUGUACCGGCACGGACCCCGGUCAAUGCCACGACCAAGUUAGAUUCUACGGUAAAGAAACGUGGUCGGCCGUCUCGAGCAGAUAUUCAAGAGAGAGAAAAGGAGAGAGAAGCAGCUCUAGCUCGAGGAGAACCAGACCCAGAGCUGAAAAGAAAACGAAGAAAACCAAACAAACUUAUUGAUGCUGCAAGUGAGGAGGAGGAGGAGGAGUCGAAAACAAAGAAGAGUAGAAAGAUUAAGGAAGAAAGCACCGAAGAAAGUGACACUGAGAAGAAACCCAAGAAGAAAGGAAAAGGGAGAAAGGUUUUGACCGCUAAAGAAUUAGAGGAGAGGGAUAAAGAGAGAAAGAGGAAAUAUCAUGAGCAGAAGCAAAUAGCCAAGGAGAAGAAAGAGAGAAGAGAGAAAUACUUGAUAAUGAAAAGAGAAGAGAAGAAACAACAGAAGCUGGAAGAAAAACAGCGGAUAAUUGAGCACGACAAGAGGAUGGCUGAACUCCGUGCUCAGUAUCUUGAUGACAACGCUAUGGAUGGAACCCAUGGGUCGGCUGGAGGACCUUGUACUCCGGCGGAGUUCAUGAUGGAUGAAAACUCCCAGUCCAGUAUGGGUAGCAUGUCUGCCUCUGUGUCGAAGAAGCGUAAAUGCUGGGGGGAUGUUGGAGUACAAGAAAUGAAGGGAUCUCACAACCCUUUGGCUCAUGUGACCGCGGACACAUUGUUUGAGUACAAGUGGCCACUGGAGGGACGCAACUCUGAGCAUUAUUUCUUACAAGAGCAGGUGACAGAGUACCUUCAGGUCAAGAGCUUCAAGCGGAAGUACCCAGACUGUCCCAGGCGACUGGUCGACAUGGAAGAGAGGGAUUUUCUCAUGGAGAUGAAGAUCGUCAACGAGAUGCAGGCCGAUCUCGGGCUCACAGCGAUCCCGUCCAGCGCAGUGUUAGACAUCAUGUGCCAGGACUUCUACGAUAAGUACGAGUACUAUAUGGGUGUUCUGAAUGAGAGAAAGGAGAGGAGUUUACGCAACUGUAACUACAGCUCCGGAGGAGGUGAUGUUAAAGUUGAGGAAGCUGCUAAAAUUGCUGCUGAAUACAACAAGCAGCUGAACCUGGAGCGUAAAAGGGAUAGAAGUUCACACUUUGACAUGCAAACCUUUACUGUUCAUUAUCCAAGGACAGGUAAGGGUCGGAUGAAGGUAUUGGCCCGACCUAAACUAGGAAAUUAUCCGAUUGGCCUGAUCCCUGGACAGUUUGUGGACUCCUUCAAGUCCUACUCCAGCAAGGAGCUCAAGUACUUCCCUCUCAAUACCGUGAUGGUAGCUCCACCCAAACCCGGAGUAACUCUGAAGGAUCUGAACCUUGGCUCCGAGGGGUCAGAGUCUGACAGUGACAGUUCUAGCUCCGGGUCUAGUGAUGACUCCGACAGUGAGAGUGAGGUUGAGAAAACCACCCGGAGCGGGAAGAAGCUGAACUCUGUCAAGAAUGAGACUCCGGAACUGAAAGAAGAGGCUCAGGUUCCGGCUCCGGAGACCAAACCAAACCAGGUGGAGGAGGUUCGACCAAACGCAAUCUGUAAAAUGUGCCAGGGGAAUGUUGGGCAGAAUAAGCUAGGUUUAGCUGAGAUGAUGUUGAACUGUACAAAGUGCGCGCAGUCCUGCCAUCCGACCUGUGCAGGUCUACACCUAGAUCUACUGCAGUACGUUACAGGGUACAACUGGGAGUGUACAGACUGUAAGAUGUGUCUCAAGUGCAAGGAUCCCUCGGACGAGGACAAGAUGUUGUUCUGUGAUCUGUGUGACCGUGGAUACCAUAUUUACUGUGUAGGACUGCAGGAGGUUCCUAGCGGGCGAUGGCAUUGUUUCAACUGUACAGCUUGUAUCUCAUGUGGAGCAACUACACCCUUCGAGGAUGGAAAGGUAAAAAUCGCCUGGGUAAAUUUUUUAAAAUCUCUUCAGAGCUUUUAA